This is a messenger RNA of Rhodotorula graminis WP1, 1132 nucleotides long. RefSeq lists its product as uncharacterized. The transcript has 4 exons. The coding region runs from base 1 to 1047 and encodes 348 amino acids. Gene Ontology annotation, molecular function: protein binding. Lineage: Eukaryota; Fungi; Basidiomycota; Microbotryomycetes; Sporidiobolales; Sporidiobolaceae. The record is from RefSeq and is a predicted model, not a curated record.
AUGCCGACCCUCGCCGCCCGCUGGCGCUCCCUUGGCUCGCACGACUGCCUCCAGCGCUCGUCGCACGGCCUUGCCGUCCACGGCGACCGAGCCUUCGUCUUUGGAGGAGAGCUCAAGCCUCGCACGCCCGUCGAUGCCGCCGUCACGCUGCUCAACCUCGCCGGUGCGUCUUUCACGAGCACGCUCACCGCGUCCGCGACCGACUCGAGCUGGCCAGCGUCACGUGUCGGCGCCACGUUCGUCGCGUGCGGCGGCAAGAUCUACUCUUGGGGCGGGCGUGGCGGCAAGGCCAUGGACCAGCUCGCCGACAACGCCGCCAUCUGGGCCCUCUCGCCCGGCGCAGGAACGUGGGAGGAGCUCAGAACGACGGGCGACCUCCCCGAGCCGAGGAGCUUCCACACGAUGGCAGCGCUCGAGAACACGCCCUACCUGCACGCCGGCUGCCCCGCCUCGGGCCGCCUCGCGCAGCUGCACGCGCUCGACCUCGCGACCCUCACCUGGUCGCGCCUCGCCGACGCGCCCGAGCCCGGCCGUGGCGGCACGGUUCUCGCCGCGCUACCGAGCACGGGCAAGCUUGUGCGCUUUGGCGGCUUUGCCGGGCGCGAGCUCGACGGCCUCGACGUGUUUGACCCGGCGAGCGGGACUUGGACGUCGGUCGAGGCGGGCGUCGAGGGCGGCGGCGAGGGUCCAGCGAAGCGGUCGGUUCAGUCGCUCGUCGGGCUCGAUGGGUCGCUCGAGUGGGAGGGCAAGAAGGUCGUCGCCGUCAUGUCGAUGGGCGAGCGCGAGGGGGCGCCGGCAGAGCUCGGUCACGACGGCGCAGGCUUCUUUCAUUCGGACGCCUGGGCCCUCCUGCUCGACUCGGCGUCGCCGUCGUCGUACUCGUGGGCUCCCCUCGCGCUCUCAUUCACCUCGAGCGAGACGCCCGAGGCUCGUGGUUGGCUCGCCUCGGCACACGCCGGCGGCAAUACCGUCAUCCUCCAGGGCGGCCUGAACGCACAGAACGAGCGUCUCAAGGACGCCUGGCUCCUCGAGGUUGUUGUCGAGUAGCUCGAGCGGGACAGGAGCAGGAGGAGGGCCGAGCGCGGGAGCUCUCACAGCAGUAGAUAUUUGUAUCACUCGAUCGUUCAGCAUC